Sclerotinia trifoliorum is the source of this 2516-nucleotide messenger RNA. NCBI's taxonomy places the organism in Eukaryota, Fungi, Ascomycota, Leotiomycetes, Helotiales, Sclerotiniaceae. The record is from the annotation of a GenBank genome assembly.
AUUGUCUGAAUGGUGCGUCAAAUCGUUGGUAAUGACUUUAUGGUUUUCAGAAGAGUACCUGCGUUCCAUACUUCUUAUCAAUAUCGACUUAAUCAAAUCUUCAGAUUGGCAAAUGAAUGUAGCUGUGCUUGCGAGGCUGACAAGGCUGACACCACCAAUUUUGUCUAAAAGUUCCAAAUUAUCCAGUGGCAUCACUCGACUAAUAAAUUAAAGUCUUCCUAAUGUUAUAUCAAAUAUACAACAACAUUGGAAAGUCAUCAACGAUGGCUCGUCUCAUUCCUAGAGAUCCUUUAAUAUAUGUUCUCGGGGCAACUGGAACUGGAAAAUCACAAGUAAGUCUUUCCGUCCCCGAUUGCGGAUGUAGGUUAACCGUUCUGUAGCUGGCAGUCGACCUCGCGAAACGCUUCAAUGGCGAAAUAAUAAAUGGCGAUGCUGUACAAAUGUAUGAAGGUCUGCCUAUAAUUACAAACAAAGUUACUAUCGAAGAACAGAAUGGUGUUCCGCAUCACUUGCUAGGUUUCAUUCCUCUGAAUGUGGAAACAUGGACAGUGGGAACAUUUAAGAAGCAAGCUAGCCAAAUAAUACGAGAAAUUCGAUCAAGGGGACGACUACCCAUUGUAGUAGGCGGAACUCACUAUUAUACGCAAUCCCUUCUGUUCGAACAUGAGCUCGUCUCCUCUGAAAAAGCUUCCGUGGAAGGACGGGAUGAUGAACAAAUUCCUCUAAAGGAGUUAUCCAAACGAUUUCCAAUCCUCGAUGCACCUACGGAACAAUUACUAGAUCGAUUGCGGGAGGUUGAUCCACUUAUGGCUGCGCAGUGGCAUCCCAACGACCGUCGCAAAAUUCAGACAUCACUUCAAAUAUUCUUGACUAGUGGAAAGAAAGCCUCCGAUGUCUACAGAGAGCAGAAAGAGACCAAAGCCAAAGCACAAGCAAAUGUGGACGGUUGCUUAAGCUCUCCAGAAAGGUUCGAGAUAGGCUCGCCAUUGCUAUUCUGGGUACAUGCUGAAUCAGAUGUUCUUAAAUCAAGGCUUGACAAACGAGUCGAUAAGAUGAUUGAUGUAGGUUUACUAGACGAAGUCAAGUCCAUGGAGACAACACGUCAACAAUAUAUUCGUGGCGGCGCUGAUGUUGAUCUCUCUCGUGGUAUAUGGGUUUCCAUCGGCUGGAAAGAGUUUGAGCUAUACCUGGCCGCUCUUGAGCAGGAGGGCGGAAAGCCCAAAAGGCAUGAUAUACUUCGUGAUGAUUCGUUAGAAAAAAUGAAAGCUGCCACGCGGCAGUAUGCUAAGCGCCAAAUCCGAUGGAUCAGCCUCAAAUUGAUACCGAGCCUUGCUCAAAAGAAUGCUCUUGACAGACUAUUUCUCCUCGAUGGAACAGACAUUUUAACAUGGUCGGACAAUGUGUCAGGUCCUGCUAUUGAUAUUACACAAAAUUUUCUUCUUGGCAACAAGCUCCCCACGCCCAGCGAAAUGUCUGCCCUGGCCGGGGAAUUCUUAAACCCCGAAAAGCCUUUGCAGCACAUCCAAAGCAAAGCUCGUUGGGUACCCAAAAAAUGCGAAAUAUGUCACAUUGUCGUUAUGACAGAAGGUCAAUGGGAAGUGCACUCUUCAACCCGUGCCCAUCGACGAAUGGUUAAGAAGCUGCAGAAAAAUGGGGCAAAUAGUAGGUCUCUUCACGAUAGCGAAAGAAAUGGCAGCAAAUCACCAUCUGCUACUUGAAAGGCACCAAACGUUGUGCUCAUAAGCAUAAAUCACGCAGAUCACCAACCCCCACGGCACCUUCCAGAUUCCGAACAUGUCCCUCAAUCUUCUUUCCCCCAAAAAAGAAACCAUUGGUAGCUUUAAGAGCUGGUGAUAAAUCUAUGGUAACAUGACUUUCAUGAAAAUUUGUGGCCAAGAUCUGGCCAAGAUCCAGCCCUACGAGAACCACGAGAAUGAAAGUAGGAAUGACAUGAGGUUUUACACAAGGCUAGCAGCUGGGUACAUUGUUGUACUUUACGCCAUGCAUCGGGACGGAAAUUAGGAAGUACUACAGGACGUAGAAUUUUACACGUUAGCAGUACCUACAGUAGUAGUAUUUUGCCGGGCUAUUUAUUUGUACAAGCUUCCUCUAAUCGCGUGGGACAAAUCUAUUGACGACGACUAUUCUCGACGAAACCUUUGCUUCUUCUUGAGCUCCUGGAAAGCUUUCAAAUUUCCAAACGUUGCGUAGGGCGCGAAUAGGAAUAUUGCUGACGAGAAUUACCUUUUCAACGGAAACCUUGCUUCUGAAGGCUGGUUUUCAGGCAUGGAUUGCUCUCCCGUAUCCGGUAUCGCGUAUCCCGUAUCCUCUGCUAGAACCGGUGGACUAAGAUAUUUCGAUAUCUGGAAGCUCCAGUGCUGUAGCAGUCAAUCAAAGCUUUUGUCAAUAUGAGGGAAUUUAUGAACAUUCUUACAUGCGGAAAGAGGACAGAAAAUGUGGGCUAUGUACUAACAAUCUAGUCCACGAGAGUCUACUGUCUGACGCCCACCGCGACG